AUGGAGUCUGUCCACCAUGUAUCGGCAUCGUCAAAAAUGCUGUUUAGCAAAGUGCGCAAAAUCGUACCUCCAAUGCUUGAAAAGUUCCACAAAGGCCAGCUUGGUCGGGUGGCCGUGAUCGGUGGAUGUGCUGACUAUACCGGCGCGCCAUACUUUUCUGCCAUGGCUUCUGCGAGACUCGGUAUGUGCAUCCGCUCCAAAUGCAGUGAAAACACAACGUUAAUUCUCAAUUCUCAGGAUGUGACAUGCCACGUUGUCUGUGAGCGAACCGCAGCACCGGUCAUAAAGGGCUACUCCCCCAAUCUCAUGGUGCAUCCAUUGCUGCCAAGCAGCGAGACUGUUCAUGAUUCCAAUUCAUUUGAUGCGCCAUCACUAGCGAAGCCGAUCAUUGGGAUGCUAUCCCGUCUCCACGCACUUGUCAUUGGGCCGGGUCUUGGCCGCGACAGUGUUACCCUCCAAGUUGUUACAGAAGUGAUCAAAGAGGCGCGCUCGCAGUCCAUUCCAUUUGUGCUGGACGCAGAUGGACUCCUUAUAGUGACGGAAGACCCGGAUCUGGUCAAAGGAUAUAAGAAUUGUAUCCUCACCCCUAACGUGGUCGAAUUCGGCCGACUCGCAAAAGCACUGGGUGUCAAAGUAUCUAGCCCUGCCGAAAUCGCACAAGGCGAGGACAAAAAUACCACCGACAAGGAAUCAGCAGCCUGCGCGCAGCUUUCUCAGGCCCUGGGUGGCGUGACGAUAGUCCAAAAGGGUCCUCAUGAUGUGAUCUCUAAUGGUAUUACUAGUAUCAUUUCUGACGUCAAAGGGGGCUUGAAGCGCAGUGGUGGUCAGGGAGAUACCCUGACGGGAUCGCUGGGCACCUUCCUUGCGUGGCGAGCGGCUUAUCACCAAAAAUUGUGGGAUUCAGACGAGGAGGAUAACGAGAAAGAGGCACAAAGUCAGCAAGAGGUUGAGGCUGAAAUUACUUCCGAGAACAAACGCAUGUCCCCAGCAACAACCUUGCUACUGGCUGCUUGGGCAGGAAGUGGAAUUACCCGAGAAUGCUCCAGACGGGCGUUUGAGGCUAAGGGACGGAGCAUGCAAGCGAGCGAUUUGACUGAUGAAGUACACGGCGCUUUUUUGCGACUUAUCGGAGAACCAGAUGAGCCUAAGACACGCCUCUAG
Molecule: messenger RNA, 1161 nt
Organism: Penicillium olsonii
Lineage: Eukaryota; Fungi; Ascomycota; Eurotiomycetes; Eurotiales; Aspergillaceae
Source: the annotation of a GenBank genome assembly